Choloepus didactylus (southern two-toed sloth) is the source of this 1905-nucleotide messenger RNA. Its product is annotated as zinc finger protein OZF-like. Bases 260 to 1138 code for a protein of 292 amino acids. The transcript has a single exon. Gene Ontology annotation, molecular function: RNA polymerase II cis-regulatory region sequence-specific DNA binding; DNA-binding transcription factor activity, RNA polymerase II-specific. The record is from RefSeq and is a predicted model, not a curated record. Gene Ontology annotation, biological process: regulation of transcription by RNA polymerase II. Lineage: Eukaryota; Metazoa; Chordata; Mammalia; Pilosa; Megalonychidae.
ACUGGAGAGGAAUCAGUGAAUGUAAUGAAACUUCACUGAGCAUUAGAAAAUUUAUACAAGAGAGAAACCUUUGAGUAUACUGAAUAUGAUAAAGUUUUCUCUUGAAUCUCAUUUCUUACUCUACAUUUGAAAGGUAAAAUGGUAAAAAUCUUAUAAAUAUAAGAAAUGUGGAAAAAUCUUAAGCCAAAAGUAAAUCCUCAUUCAUCAAAAAAUUCAUACUGGAGAGAAACCUUGUGAAUGUGGGUAAGCUUCCAUUCAGAUGUCAAACCUCAGUCAAAAGAGAAUUUAUAGUGGGGGAAACCCCUUUGUCUGUAAGGUAUGCGGGAAGGUUUUCAGCCACAAAUCAAACCUCACUGAGCAUGAACAUUUUCAUACUAGAAAGAAACCUUUUGAAUGUAAUGAAUGUGGAAAAGCCUUUAGCCAAAAGCAGUGUGUCAUUAAACAUCAGAACACUCAUACUGGAGAGAAGCUUUUUGAAUGUAAUGAAUGUGGAAAAUCCUUCAGCCAGAAGGAAAACCUCCUUACCCAUCAGAAGAUUCACACUGGUGAGAAGCCAUUUGAGUGUAAGGAUUGUGGAAAAGCUUUCAUUCAAAAGUCAAACCUCAUCAGACACCAGAGAACUCACACAGGCGAGAAGCCCUUUGUAUGUAAGGAAUGUGGGAAAACCUUCAGUGGCAAAUCAAACCUUACUGAGCAUGAGAAAAUUCAUAUUGGAGAGAAACCCUUUAAAUGCAGUGAAUGUGGCACAGCUUUUGGCCAGAAGAAGUACCUCAUAAAACAUCAAAACAUUCACACUGGAGAGAAACCCUAUGAAUGUAAUGAAUGUGGAAAAGCCUUCUCUCAGCGAACAUCGCUUAUUGUACAUGUGAGAAUUCAUUCAGGUGAUAAACCUUAUGAAUGCAAUGUAUGUGGAAAAGCCUUCUCUCAAAGCUCAUCCCUUACGGUGCAUGUGAGAAGCCAUACAGGUGAGAAACCUUAUGGCUGUAAUGAAUGUGGGAAAGCCUUCUCUCAGUUUUCAACUCUUGCUCUACAUUUGAGAAUACACACAGGCAAGAAGCCUUAUCAGUGUAGUGAAUGUGGGAAAGCUUUCAGCCAGAAGUCACACCACAUUAGACACCAGAAAAUUCAUACACAUUAAAAACCCUAAGAAUACCUUUAAGGUGUGAAAUUUUUUGUUGUGAAUUUAUAUCUCACAGCACAUCAGAAAUAACCAUUCUGAAUCAAAGCAUCCUGAAUGAGGAAAAUAAAAGCUAAAAACUUAUGGGACACCAGAUGUUACAACGUACUGAAGAGGACAUUUUGUGACCAACAAAAAACCUAUAGCAAACAGCAAUGGUAAUGCUGAAACUUUAGAAGCAUUUCCACUAAAAUUGGUGAAGAAGAAACAUCAUUGCUAUCAGCAUAGAUCUGGAGAUCCUAACCAAUGUUAUAUAUAAAACAUUGUGUUGUGUUGGAAAGCAAGAGACAGUACUAGAUAUCAUCUACAAAUAAUAUAAAAUUCUUGUGGUAUUGAUGCGGCAGAAAAGAAGUGAGCCCAGAAACAGACUCACACACUUAUUAGAAUUUGGAAUAUUAUAGAAAUGGCAUCAGAAAAUGAUGAAGUUAUGGGACUAUUUUAAAAAUAGUUUGAAGUUAUUUUGUUGUCCAGGGAAGCGAUAAACCAUAUACAAAAGUAAAAUGCAAAGGGGUUAAAAACAAGAAUAUGAAAAAGCUAUAUACUUAAACAAUCUUGAGAUUAGGAGAGCGUUACUUCAAACAAAUCCAAAAUGCUUAGCAAUUCUCUGAGUAUAUACUCAGGAACUAUGUAUCAGGAGGAUAUUUACUGUGGCAUGAUUUGUAAUAGCCAAAAAUUGGAAACAAAUACCCAUCAGGAAUGAAAUGGAAAAUUCUUGUGAUGGAAUACUG